AUGGACGACUCCGAUGCACCACCAUGGCAACCUGGUAAUCGACACUUAACACCCAGUUCUGGAUACCUGUGGAACUCCGAAGAACUUCGUUCGCAGUCUAAUACUAUCCAUCCUAUCGCUGCCUCUACUAGAGAUCCAGAUCCCUUGACAGAUAGUUUUUUGCUUUCUGCAAACAGCAACACUACGAGCAGCGUGUAUUUCAAUCCUUCGACAUUGCACCAUCCACGCGCCGUCAUGGAGAAUGAAGUUACCAUGUCUGAUAUUGACUUUAGUGAGGAUGAAGAAGAUGUCCCAGCUAGCUCAAGCAUUGUUGGAAAUGAUCAACAACAAAGUACAUCAUUUUUUAACGCCCUCUUAGCACAACCUUCUGAUUUGAAUGGUACCGUAGGUUUUGCAGGCGACUACCUUCAUGCCGACAAUAAACCUCCAAGCUUCAUGAGUUUGAUGGGCGAUGCAGGUAACGACCAAUAUGCCAACCAUACAAUGUUUUCCAGUUUCCAGUCAAACCCAAAUACAUUCUUCGGCUCAGGAGGUCACCAAACCCUUGCGCCUCGUCGCGGUAAUAUCUUCGUCUUUGGUUCCGACCAGGCAGGUCAAGAUAAAGGUACAUGUUUGAUUAACAACAACCAAAGUACAAUCAACACCACGAUCCCUAUGUUUGGCCACGGUAAUGACUAUGGCAUGGAAUAUAACGCUGUGACACAAGUAGAGCGUCGGCACACACCACAACAAGUCGUCCCAAACUAUGGAGACCAUAUGUCAAUCACUUCUCACGCCAACAUGACAUUGACUCAAGGUGUCGUCGGUGCCACUCGACAUCAUAUUCUUGAUAAUGUGCCUUCCAUCGCAGAAUCAACUCCAUAUGCCGUCUACAAUCAACGAGAACGCAUGCCCGGCAAUUUUUCUUCUAAUAUGGCACCAAGCCAAGUCAUCCUAAACUCCCGAUCUCAUACAACCACCAAGCCUCGUUACAAGUUGGGUGAUCGAAGAGUUCUAGGUCCAGUCGGCACAGGCUUAGAUAUCACCAGUAGGGAAUCAAACCAACAUACCAUCCGCAACCAUCAAGACCACAUGUCUUCAGUCUAUGGCCACAAGGGCGCUGGAGAUGAUAGACGCCCAUUCGGUGAGUUGAGUAGGUCAUCAACGUCUGAACCUCGUACUGGACACUUGCAACAAGCUAGCCCAUUAGGUGAGUUGAGAACUGCCUCCGCAUCUGCGGAAUACACUAACAUGAUCGCAGGCAGCGGACAACAACCAGAUAAUAUAGUUUCUUUCGACGAUCCCCAAGCCCACAUGUCAGUCGAUCCAAACUAUUGGCCAGCCCAAUUCCCCAAUAACCUACCUGGCUACAUGUUUACUAUAUCUCGUGAUGCCUCUGCUGCGAAAUCUUCAACCAACGGUUCAUUUGAGACAGGAGUGCUCGAACCCGAGGCUUUACAAGGAAAUCCUCGUAAAGUCCACAACGACGCCAACGACGAGAAUUGGAUCCGCGAAGAAGCUGCUAGCUGGGAUACCUUUCAAAACGUUGACCUGAACUCGGACCACGAACCUCAGAUUACAAAAGAUAAGAUCAAAUUAUCCAAGGCAUUGAAGAAAUGGAUCCGUGAAGAGAAUCGGAGAUCUGGAGAGACCUUUGUACUUCCUGACUUGGACCCUCGCCACGAGUCUUACGAAAGAAAAUAUCUGUUCGAUGUAGUAUACGCAUACCAUCCCCCGAAUGUCAAGAAUUACUACUUUCGAGAUCACCGAAAUCAAUGUGUUUGUCUCAUGGCCGAUGCCAAUACUCUCACAAGAACUUUUGAAAAAUCGGGGGAUGUCUUUCCUACGCCUCUUGACGACAUAUAUCCGGUUGAUUGGAAUACAAACGUCGAUGUCAAUAUUAAAGAUUCCUUGAAUCCUGACAAACAAAAGGUGUUGAAUGACCUCCGCAAUGCUUUCUGCUCGGCCGCCAAGUACGUCAAUCGCACUCAAAAGCAGGUUCCUUGGAUGAUCUUUCAUGACAAGAAAGUAGAAUUCACGACUACUGAUAUCGCCAUUGCGGCUCUCAUCCCUCCUGCUACAAGAGAGUCGAUAAAACAGAUCGUCAGGAGAAUUUCAAAUUCGAUUUUCACCGGUGCCAAAUAUGGUGGAUCGUUUCGUCUUUAUCUUCCUAGACGACAUCGUGGACACGACCAUAGGUGGCAGAGGACUUAUCUUUCCAACGAAGAACGUAGUGAUACCUUCGGCCUAAUCAGAAAAUUCCUUCACGAGAGAUUGAAAUUGCCAAACCAACCAACAGAGGAGCUUAAAGAGACAUAUAGAAUGUUUGUGGAAUGUAAUUUGUCAUCCGAGACGAAUGUACAGAGUCCUUAUUUGCAUAAGAAGCUUACACGAUUUCGGAAGUUUCCUCAAUUACCCCCGGAGAUUCGGCAGAUGAUUUGGGAGUUUUGCUUUCCUAUCAGAACGGAGCUUCUAGAUCUUGUGGUAAAAAUGAUCGAUGGAGGAUGUAAAGAUCAAAGAGUUGAGUUACCCAAUACUUUACGAGUGUGUCGAGAAAGUCGAUAUAUGACAAACCUUCGCUACAAGAGAAUUCUUAAGCCGGUAUUGUCACAGGGAUCAAGAAGCACCUAUGGCGACCAGAUCUCUUACGACAAUCGCAAAAAGAAGUGGUCUCGACCAAGAGAGGUUUGCAUUGGCCCGCAUGAUACGUUAGCCAUCUCAGAAUUUGCUCCCCAAAGCAAGAACGGAGAGAAUUUGAAAUGGUUGGAUAGUAUGAACAAGAAGCUGCCCGGACUUCUAGAGGGUAUUCGGCAUUUGGAGGUUCGAGAUGUUCACAAACUUGCUGGCGAUCUCCCCGCACCCAUUCCUUUUCCCGCCAACUCUUCGAGUUUUGUUACCAUGGCUUUUACCAAAGGAAUAUUGGGCAAGUUUAAGAACCUCCAAACGCUCACGCUCACAAAUGUCGAGCCUGGUGCGAGAGGAAGGCCCUACAAUGAUGAAGAAAAAGCGGUGUUGAAAGAUAUGAUUUCUGAUUAUCUUAACAAAGCGAAAGGUGAUGAAGCCAAGCUUUUGGCCAAAGUAAAGAUCGAGCAUAGAGACUAUGUAGAGAUGGAAGGCCGACAGGUGGAGAAAGACAACGGCAGGCAAAACCUUGAGGACGAAUUCUUUUCAAAGAUGAUUACUCAUAUCGAUGACAGGUAUUGA
Molecule: messenger RNA, 3183 nt
Organism: Sclerotinia borealis F-4128
Lineage: Eukaryota; Fungi; Ascomycota; Leotiomycetes; Helotiales; Sclerotiniaceae
Source: the annotation of a GenBank genome assembly